Grus americana (Whooping crane) is the source of this 4810-nucleotide messenger RNA. RefSeq names its product retinoid X receptor alpha (gene RXRA). Gene Ontology annotation, cellular component: nucleus; RNA polymerase II transcription regulator complex. NCBI's taxonomy places the organism in Eukaryota, Metazoa, Chordata, Aves, Gruiformes, Gruidae. Gene Ontology annotation, molecular function: nuclear receptor activity; nuclear steroid receptor activity; retinoic acid-responsive element binding. The transcript is spliced from 11 exons. Gene Ontology annotation, biological process: negative regulation of transcription by RNA polymerase II; anatomical structure development; retinoic acid receptor signaling pathway. The record is from RefSeq and is a predicted model, not a curated record. Bases 342 to 1802 code for a protein of 486 amino acids.
GGCGCUCGCUCCCCCCUGCGCGGGCCCCGGCGCGGAGCCGAUCGCGCCCAGCGGAGCCGAGCGGCGGAGUUACAUUGUUGGGAGUUUGCAACAACUCCGCGGCCUCGUCUGCGCGCCCGGCGCUGCGCGGGGCCGCCGGUGCGGGGCUGCAGCCUUCCCCGCCGCCGCUUCCUCCUCCUCCUCCACCCCUUGGGCUUUUUUUUUUUUUUUUUUCCACCCCCUUCCCCCCUCCCUCUCCCCUUUUCGCUUUGAUUUCGUUCUCCUCCCCUCCGCGCGCCCUGUGUGUGUGUUUUUCGCCGCCGAUCUUCACCAAGCCCCUUGGCAUGAGUUAAGCACCAGCUAUGGACACCAAACACUUCCUGCCACUGGAUUUCUCCAACCAAGUCAAUUCCACGUCCCUGAACUCUCCCACGAGCCGGGGGCCCAUGGCCACCCCAUCCCUCCACCCGUCCAUUGGGCCGGGCAUCGGCUCCUCGCUGGGCUCCCCGGGCCAGCUCCACUCGCCCAUCAGCACCCUGAGCUCGCCCAUCAACGGCAUGGGACCUCCGUUCUCCGUCAUCAGCUCCCCCAUGGGCCCGCACUCAAUGUCCGUCCCCUCCACCCCCAGCCUGGGAUUCGGCACCAGCAGCCCGCAGCUCAACUCGCCCAUGAACCCCGUCAGCAGCUCAGAGGACAUUAAGCCACCCCUGGGGCUCAAUGGAGUCCUCAAAGUGCCAGCACAUCCCUCAGGAACGAUGGCCUCCUUCACCAAGCACAUAUGUGCCAUCUGCGGGGACAGAUCUUCAGGUAAACAUUACGGGGUUUACAGCUGCGAGGGCUGCAAAGGCUUCUUCAAGCGCACGGUGCGGAAAGACCUCACCUACACGUGCCGCGACAACAAGGACUGCUUGAUCGACAAGCGCCAGCGCAACCGCUGCCAGUACUGCCGCUAUCAGAAGUGUCUUGCGAUGGGGAUGAAGCGAGAAGGGAUGGAGCACCAUCCAUCCCGGCCCACAAGACUUCUGGGAAGCCGAGAAGAACAAGCCGUCCAGGAGGAGAGGCAGCGAGGGAAGGACCGCAACGAGAACGAGGUGGAGUCAACAAGUAGCGCCAACGAGGACAUGCCCGUGGAAAAGAUCUUGGAAGCGGAACUCGCGGUGGAGCCAAAGACAGAGACGUACAUUGAAGCGAAUAUGGGCUUGACGCCGAGCUCGCCCAACGACCCGGUGACAAACAUAUGCCAGGCAGCGGACAAACAGCUCUUCACCCUGGUGGAGUGGGCCAAGAGGAUCCCCCACUUCUCCGAGCUGCCCCUGGAUGACCAGGUCAUCUUGCUCAGAGCAGGGUGGAAUGAACUCCUAAUCGCCUCCUUCUCCCACCGCUCCAUCGCCGUGAAAGACGGGAUCCUCUUAGCCACCGGGCUCCACGUGCAUCGGAACAGCGCGCACAGUGCUGGCGUCGGGGCCAUCUUCGACAGAGUACUGACAGAACUCGUGUCAAAAAUGCGAGACAUGCAGAUGGACAAGACAGAGCUAGGCUGCCUGCGAGCCAUUGUCCUCUUCAACCCUGACUCGAAAGGUCUCUCCAACCCAGCUGAAGUGGAGGCAUUACGGGAGAAGGUGUACGCGUCGCUAGAGGCAUACUGCAAACACAAAUACCCCGACCAGCCCGGGAGGUUCGCAAAGCUCUUGCUCCGUCUACCAGCCCUCCGGUCCAUCGGCCUGAAAUGCCUGGAGCACCUCUUCUUCUUCAAGCUAAUAGGCGACACGCCGAUCGACACCUUUUUGAUGGAAAUGCUGGAAGCGCCCCAUCAAAUGACUUAGAGAACUGCUGCUGGGUCAGUCCCUCGCCCGGCCGGGGUCUCGCGGGGCCCCUUCCUCUGCUUUCCUCUGCCGCCACCCCAGCCCGUCCCUCCCUCCUCUCCCCGGCGCUGGAGGCACCGUCUGAUCCGGGGCGACCCCCUGCCGUCCUCGCCUCCUCGUCACCUUCACCCUUGUCCGUUUGCUGUCACUGCUGCAUCUCAAGACCUGCUCGCUGGUUCCCUGCGCUAGAUGUAGAGAAGCGGGAGCGGAGAGAGCUUGCCUCCCGUCGCCCCGACUCGCACCCCUGCCCCGGCCCCCACCGUGCCAUGAGUUUCGGGGCGAUCCGCCGGCCGGGUUUGGCAUCACCCAUCAUGCGUGCCGCAGCCGGCGGUGAUUUCCCCGAGGCAGGAGCGGGGACAGGGACAGUCCCAGCCCUUGGGGCAGUGGGGUUUGGACAAGCCGAGGGCAGUGGUUGAACUCGCCGGAUUGCAGCUGGCUAUUUUCAGAGGAUGGAGUUUUUGAAAAAGAGAAGAGAAAAAAAAAAAGAAAAAAAAUUCUAUUUUUGGUUUCUAACUAUUAUUAGUAGUCUCGGUAGUUACUUCGCGGAGGGAGAGGCGGGCUGGAGAGGCGACCUGGCCUGUGCCCUGCGAAUUGAGUCACCCGUGGCUGCGCAGAGCCUUCGCCUUUCAAUUAAAAGCAGAGGAUUUGGGAUUGAGCUGAAUCCCCCCCCCCCAAAUAAUGAGGCGACUGGUGGCACGGGGAACCAGGGCACCCUCUCACUCUCUGUGCAGAGGGUCCCGCAAGCAACAGCACCUGAAAAAUCCCCUUUUGCCACCCCAGAGGGCGGCUGGGCAUCGCUGCUCUUCCCAGAGAUGCCUCUGCGCUCGGUGUGGCGCUGCCCAUGCGGACACGAGCCGUCUGGAGCACUUGCUUUAAGGCUGCCAGGACUCAACAUCGCCCUUCCCCAGCUCGCAGGGGCUUGCCGGACCCCUGCCCUCAGCACCGCGCCCAGCAUCCGGGCACAGCCCCGCUCACGAGGCUCGGUCCAGCCUGUCCUGCCGGAGCCACGCUUUAUUUCAAGGGCUGUUGCAUUGGAGAAGCAGGAGUCGGCACAGCAGCAACGGCUCCUUCUUGGUUUUUUGAUCCUGACCUUGUUCAGUGAGAUCGGAGGGGCAUUUCCAGGUGAUGGGGUGGGCUCGACAGAUGCCCCCUCUGUGCCCACGUUGUGGGUAUGCAGCAGCCCCGGGUACCGGCAGGCGUUUCCCCCGGGCCAGCAGCACCUGAGCCCUCGCCCUCGCCGCACACAGGCUGCUCCUGUUCAUUCAGUGCAGUGCAGAACACUACAAGGCAACAAUUAGUGGGAGUGCUUGGCCAGGCUGGUAAUUGUGGCUGUUAAUUAGCGGUGAAUUAGCAAGAACAGGGCUCCUCCUCCCCUGAAUGUCCCCCGUGGGGGAGCUGAGAGGUCCUGCCAGGGUGGGGGAUGCGGUGGGCAGCAUGCCCAUGCCUGGCCUGUCCGGGAUGCUGAGAGCAUCAAAAGCACCUUGGCUUUUGCACGGUCCUUUCCUUGAAUCUUGGUGUGACAGCAGGGAGAUGGACAGGUUUUUGGGGAUUAGGGACAUGGUCCCAGGAACGUGCCCACACCCCACGGGAUGGGAUUCCCUGGGGAGUGCGUGGAGAGAGGUCAGCCAGGGAGCGUUUCCCCAUUUCACCUUCAUCAGGUGUCUGUGGAGCCCCAGUGAAAAAAUGUGUUAGAGAAAAAGCAGAGCAAGCGGUGAGGGAUGUUGGGGAGGGUUUUUCACCCCUUGGCAGGACAGGCUGUCCCGAACACACUGUGGGGUGGGUGUUCGGAGCCAAGAACGAGGUGCCUGCGGUUGACCUCGGGCCAAGGGCUUCCCCACCGCUUUCCUGUCUUCUGAGCUUUAAAACAACAAAGCACGAGGUCCCCAAGGUAUUUCUUUCUCUUCUUUCUCGCCGUGGGUUGUAGCUGGCUCUUCAGCCAGCUGUUCUGUGCCUGGAGGGGGAUGGAGCAGUGCCCACGAGCUCCCACCUCUUUUUGAGGGGACACAGUUGUCACCCGCCUGUCGUCAUCCCGCCUGGCCGCUCGAGUCCCCGGCUCCGUCCCCUGCAGUUAACCAGGCCAUCUCAUUGCUAAAUAAAUACUCAGGAUUUCAGGUCAUAACUUUCCCUUAGGCUGGCCUGAAGUGGCAAAUCCACAGAGGCAGGGAAAGUGUUUUGGCUGUGUUUCUCCAGCAGCCUGCAUGCCGCGAAAAUAUUAUUAAACAGCUUCACCCUGCAAGAAUUUGCCAAGAAAACUAGGCAAGAGAAAUGAAAUAUGUAAAGGGUGCCAGUAAACACGAGCAGGCUGUUCCUUGCCAGCGUAAGGCUGGCGCAGCCCCGCGGGGGGCUUGCAGGGAGGUGUUAGCUCCCAGCCAGCCGGUGCGGAGCUCAGCCCGGAGCCAAACCAGCCCCCAGGCAGCUGGCAGCCCCCGCCCGGCUCUUGCCAGUGGAAAGGAGCCUGGAACUUGCUUGCCGGAGAGGAUGAGAGGAUGAGGGUGCUUCAUGAAGGAGUUGGUGGACAUUGCACUAGAAUAAACCCACUGUCCUUCUGUGUUGGGUGGAACCACUUUUUUCCUGACGGAUGGCUUGGAAGGGGCUGUUUGGUGCUGGGUGCUGAGCUGCAGGGGCUUGCGAGGUCAUGCUUCGGCCGGCUGCAGCCCUGGGUACCACCGGGCUGCAGAGCAGGAGCUCCUGUCCCAUCCCGUCCCAUCCCAUCCCGUCCCAUCCCAUCCCAUCCCAUCCCAUCCCAUGCCAUACUGUCCUAUCCCAUGCCAUCCCAUCCCAUCCCAUUCCAUGCCAUCCUAUCCCAUGCCAUGCCAUCCCAUCCCAUCCUAUUCCAUGCCAUCCCAUCCCAUUCCAUGCCAUCCUAUCCCAUGCCAUGCCAUGCCAUGCCAUGCCAUGCCAUCCCAUCCUAUUCCAUGCCAUCCCAUCCCAUCCCAUCCCAGUUAGCAUUUGACCCAAUAAAAAUAAAA